Messenger RNA from Phytophthora infestans T30-4, 585 nucleotides. RefSeq lists its product as uncharacterized. The record is from RefSeq and is a predicted model, not a curated record. Lineage: Eukaryota; Oomycota; Peronosporomycetes; Peronosporales; Peronosporaceae. The transcript has 3 exons. Bases 1 to 585 code for a protein of 194 amino acids.
AUGUUUGGUGUCAUGAGCCCCACACUGGACUCGAUGCGUAUCAAGGCUUCGUACGUACAUGACUUCGACAACGCUGCUGUGUUGUGUUCGGUAGUGGAACCGAGCAAGGAAGAGCCAUUCCAGUCGCUCGUGAUCAAAUGGAUGUCUAUUGAUCCUCCCCUACAGUCAGCUAAACUUUCCAAGAGCCGAGAUUUCGUCUUCAUCGAGGCAACAGGAAUAGUGGAAUUUGACGACGGAGACUGUGUCGGGUAUCAUUUCUUACACUCCGUCGACUUCCCACAGACAGGACCGUUGCCUCAUAAAAUACGCGGGAACUUAUCGGCUUUCAGUUGUUUCAGACAAGUUGGUGUCAACACGAUCGGCAAUUUUGCGUGUGCGACAGUGGACCCUGGAGGCGACGCUAUUCGCUUCCUCUUGACGUCGGUUGUGGCGGAUUUUCUUCUCUCCGCUACGAAUUAUGUGUACUGUGGACAGAUGAAGAAGUUGGCGUGGUUACUGCAACAUCGACUGUGCAAGUUGUGCGGCGGGGAAGUGUGUUUAUCGUUUGAUCCAGCGAAAAGUUGUUUUCUGCGGGAUGUGUGUUAG